Oncorhynchus keta (chum salmon) is the source of this 5467-nucleotide messenger RNA. Its product is annotated as divergent protein kinase domain 2A. The coding region runs from base 677 to 1972 and encodes 431 amino acids. Lineage: Eukaryota; Metazoa; Chordata; Actinopteri; Salmoniformes; Salmonidae. The record is from RefSeq and is a predicted model, not a curated record. The transcript is spliced from 4 exons.
AGUCCGAGCGGAAUCUAUUGUGGAGAUGUUGGAGACAGAGAGACAGAGGAGACAGAGACAUAUUGUUCUUCUACGGAGCUACACGCCGAAACCGGUAGAAAAAUGGAUACUAAAAACACGACAUUUCACUAACUGCAAAUAUAACAUUUGGUGAAAUCCGAAAGAUCCUGUCAGACGAAUGGUUUUAUUAUUAAGAGCCGACAUCACAACUGUUACUUUCACUAGCUAGCAGGCUAGCAGGCUAGCAGACGAGCUCCAAUGGCUGCAUGCUUGGAAUGGAUAGCUCGUUGAAACUAUUCUCUAGUAAGGAUUUAUAUCGUCAAUGGAAUAAACAUCUCGUCGUCGUCGUCGGUAAUCUAAAGUAACGAUCUCCGUCUUCGUCUCGACUGAACGGUACCGUUCACACACCGCGGACACAACAAGAAACAAGAAGAAAGUCACAUACAGGCUCACCGGUCGAGGCUCAAGGUUCAACAGACACAGACGGGGAGAACAUGACUCACAGACCUGUGCCAGAUCUUGGCAUGGGGCCACUGUGCCAGCCUCACCCCUACCAGGCCCUCUGAUGCCCCAGUGAAACAUGACCGAGAGGCUGUGAGGCUAGGAUAGCCACCCUGUCCCCCCGUCCCGACAAUACUCUCAACAGUUACCCCUAAACUCUCCAUCCUGCCCCACCAUGCUGCGUUUCCUGCCUCUGAAGCUGGGUCGUCUCUACCGUUGUCUAAAGCUUCUGCUGGUGGUGGGUCUGUUUGUUAUCCUCCUGAUGAACACCCACAACCUGUUCGUCUCCUUCCAGAAGAACGAGCUGACGGACCGCCGCUUCAUCAACCUCAACAAGUGCCCCGCCUGCUUCGGCACCAGCUGGUGCAGGAAGUUCAUGAACGGCCAGGUGUCCUUUGAGACCUGGGGACGCCUGCGCUUCCUGGAUGUCUUCAACGUCAAGAACGUGUACUUCGCCCAGUACGGAGAGCCGCGCGAGGGGACGAGGCGCGUGGUGCUCAAACGCCUGGGGUCCAAUCAGGAGCUGGCGGACAUCGACCAGAAGAUCUGUAAGAGAGCUACUGGCCGUCCGCGCUGCGACCUCAUCCAGGCCAUAUACAAGACUGAGUUCGCCAGGCUGAACGGGGACGUGAGGCUGCUGACCCCUGAGGUGGUAGAGGGCUGGUCUGACCUGGUGCACUGCCCCUCCCAGAGGCUGCUGGACAGGGUGGUGCGACGUUAUGCCGAAACCAAAGACUCUGGCAGCUUCCUGCUGAAGAACCUGAAGGACACCGAGAGGAUGCAGUUACUGAUGACCCUGGCCUUCAACCCUGAGCCCCUCCUACUACAGAGUUUCCCGUCAGACGAGGGCUGGCCGUUCGCCAAGUACCUGGGAGCGUGUGGUCGAGUGGUGGCGGUGAACUACGUCGGCGAGGAGCUGUGGUCUUUCUACAACGCUCCGUGGGACAAGAGGGUCGACCUGGCCCGACAGCUGAUGGACAUCGCUGAGCAGCUCACCAACAACGACUUUGACUUCGCCCUCUACCUGCUGGACGUGAGCUUCGAUAACUUUGCCGUGGGGCCGCGGGACGGAAAGGUGAUCGUGGUGGACGGGGAGAACGUCCUGGUGGCCGACAAGAGACUGAUCAAACAGAAUAAACCAGAGAACUAUGACGUGUGGUACGAGAGUCGCUUCGAGGACUGUGACAAGGAAGCCUGCCUGUCCUUCUCCAAGGAGUCUCUGUGUAACCGCGUCACCGUGGACCACAACUACUACGCUGUGUGUCAGAACCUGCUGUCUCGUUACGCCACGUGGCGAGGGACCACCGGCGGCCUGCUCCACGACCCCCCAGCCCACGUAGCCAAAGACGGCCAGCUGGAAGCGCUGUUGGACGAGUGUACCAACCCUAAAAAACGCUACGGACGCUUCACGGCCGCCAAGGACCUGAGAGACUACCUCACCCAGCUCGUGGCCUCCGCCUCGGCGAGGUAAUGACCAGAGCUGGCGGUUAGCGGUGGCCUGCAUCUCAGCCGCACGGUGGUACGGGUUGGGUGAGGGUUUGAUCUCCCCCUCUCUGACCUUGUCCCCGGGAACUUGACCAUGACUUUUGAACCUUGACACUCCUCCUCGUCUCACUUCAAGUCCAGGAGAUCGCCACCCCGCUGGUCACACUUUGCAGCAGCUUUGAUCGGUCCUCUCGUCUCCUGGUGUCAACCAACCAGAGCAGCUUCAGAGGAGAUGUUUAAAACGGAACUGACUGUGGUAGCUGGUUGGAGCUGAAGGACCAGGAGGAAGAGGAUCAGCCAAUAAGGAGAGCUUUAACCCGUGGUCAGGCUAACAUAGACUGUACAUGACUUCUCUCCUCCACCCAGACCCUCUCCGUUUAUCCAUCAGGACUCUUGUGUUUGCUAUCAUUUUAUCUUAACCAUUCUUUCUUUCUGAAAACGUCCCUGUUGUCCUUUUUUGGUUUGGGGUGGAACGAAUCAGAACGGGAGCAUGUUGACAUUUCUGCUGUAUGUUCUGUUCAGGAGGACGGUCACUAUCUCAACUCUGCUAUUGUCCCACGUGGAGACCUGAGCACAGCACCGCAGGUUAACAGAGGAAGAUAAAGCCUUGGCUAUAAAAGUCUACUUCCUGCUACUCUAAUUGAUCACUUGAUUUCCAGUUCACCUGAAGUCAGGCAAUCUAGGUUUUUAUAUAGGGAGGGAGGAACAGGAUAGUGAUGCCAAUGAGGACUGUGGUGGUGCAGAAUCUGAUAUUAGAUGUUGUGUGUCUUUACCAAAGAGGCUAUAUGAAACACUGAACUACCCCCCAGUACCAUGCAUGACACAACGCUGUUCUGAUCCUGUAUGACUGCCCAGAGGAACCUUCCCUCCAUCUGUCUGGCAACACAAUCUGCAUAGGAACGAUUUGUAUGAAUCCAACUUAAGCCCAGGGUCAGCGUUAACCAGGCUCCCUUCUCUGUGUUGAAUCAGAGCUAAGCCCAGGGUCAGGGUUAACCAGGCUCCCUUCUCUGUGUUAAAUGAGAACCAGGCUCCCUUCUCUGUGUUAAAUGAGAACCAAGCUCCCUUCUCUGUGUUGAAUCAGAGCUAAGCCCAGGGUCAGGGUUAACCAGGCUCCCUUCUCUGUGUUGAAUCAGAGCUAAGCCCAGGGUCAGGGUUAACCAGGCUCCCUUCUCUGUGUUGAAUCAGAGCUAAGCCCAGGGUCAGGGUUAACCAGGCUCCCUUCUCUGUGUUGAAUCAGAGCUAAGCCCAGGGUCAGGGUUAACCAGGCUCCCUUCUCUGUGUUAAAUGAGAACCAGGCUCCCUUCUCUGUGUUGAAUCAGAGCUAAGCCCAGGGUCAGGGUUAACCAGGCUCCCUUCUCUGUGUUAAAUCAGAGCUAAGCCCAGGGUCAGGGUUAACCAGGCUCCCUUCUCUGUGUUGAAUCAGAGCUAAGCCCAGGGUCAGGGUUAACCAGGCUCCCUUCUCUGUGUUGAAUCAGAGCUAAGCCCAGGGUCAGGGUUAACCAGGCUCCCUUCUCUGUGUUGAAUCAGAGCUAAGCCCAGGGUCAGCGUUAACCAAGCUCCCUUCUCUGUGUUGAAUCAGAGCUAAGCCCAGGGUCAGGGUUAACCAGGCUCCCUUCUCUGUGUUAAAUCAGAGCUAAGCCCAGGGUCAGGGUUAACCAGGCUCCCUUCUCUGUGUUGAAUCAGAGCUAAGCCCAGGGUCAGCGUUAACCAAGCUCCCUUCUGUGUUAAAUCAGAGCUAAGCCCAGGGUCAGGGUUAACCAGGCUCCCUUCUCUGUGUUAAAUGAGAACCAGGCUCCCUUCUCUGUGUUAAAUGAGAACCAGGCUCCCUUCUCUGUGUUAAAUCAGAACCAGGCUCCCUUCUCUGUGUUAAAUCAGAACCAGGCUCCCUUCUCUGUGUUAAAUCAGAACCAGGCUCCCUUCUCUGUGUUAAAUCAGAACCAGGCUCCCUUCUCUGUGUUGAAUCAGAACCAGGCUCCCUUCUCUGUGUUAAAUGAGAACCAGGCUCCCUUCUCUGUGUUAAAUCAGAACCAGGCUCCCUUCUCUGUGUUAAAUCAGAACCAGGCUCCCUUCUGUGUUAAAUCAGAACCAGGCUCCCUUCUCUGUGUUAAAUCAGAACCAGGCUCCCUUCUCUGUGUUAAAUCAGAACCAGGCUCCCUUCUCUGUGUUAAAUGAGAACCAGGCUCCCUUCUCUGUGUUGAAUCAGAACCAAGCUCCCUUCUCUGUGUUGAAUCAGAACCAAGCUCCCUUCUCUGUGUUAAAUGAGAACCAGGCUCCCUUCUCUGUGUUGAAUCAGAACCAGGCUCCCUUCUCUGUGUUAAAUCAGAGCUAAGCCCAGGGUCAGGGUUAACCAGGCUCCCUUCUCUGUGUUGAAUCAGAGCUAAGCCCAGGGUCAGGGUUAACCAGGCUCCCUUCUCUGUGUUGGAUCAGAGCUAAGCCCAGGGUCAGGGUUAACCAGGCUCCCUUCUCUGUGUUAAAUGAGAACCAGGCUCCCUUCUCUGUGUUAAAUGAGAACCAGGCUCCCUUCUCUGUGUUAAAUGAGAACCAGGCUCCCUUCUCUGUGUUAAAUCAGAACCAGGCUCCCUUCUCUGUGUUAAAUCAGAACCAAGCUCCCUUCUCUGUGUUAAAUCAGAACCAGGCUCCCUUCUCUGUGUUAAAUCAGAACCAAGCUCCCUUCUCUGUGUUGAAUCAGAACCAGGCUCCCUUCUCUGUGUUAAAUCAGAACCAGGCUCCCUUCUCUGUGUUAAAUCAGAACCAGGCUCCCUUCUCUGUGUUAAAUCAGAACCAGGCUCCCUUCUCUGUGUUAAAUCAGAACCAAGCUCCCUUCUCUGUGUUAAAUCAGAACCAAGCUCCCUUCUCUGUGUUAAAUCAGAACCAAGCUGCCUUCUCUGUGUUAAAUCAGAACCAGGCUCCCUUCUCUGUGUUAAAUCAGAACCAAGCUCCCUUCUCUGUGUUGAAUCAGAACCAAGCUCCCUUCUCUGUGUUGAAUCAGAACCAAGCUCCCUUCUCUGUGUUGAAUCAGAACCAAGCUCCCUUCUCUGUGUUGAAUCAGAACCAGGCUCCCUUCUCUGUGUUGAAUCAGUGAUUACUUCAAGAGAUAAUUAAAGGAAGGGUGGAUGCAUUUUCAAACAGACCCUAAGAAUUGGGCCACAGUGUGAAUGUCGCAUUGCCAUUGCAGUGGACUGCAGUACCCACAGAGUCUGUAAUUGAUAACUGACUCCAUGUCUGACUGUUUGAAAAAGGAAAUGUUGAUCCUUUCUUGUUCUGCGCGUUUUAUCCACUUCCUCAACAACCCCAGAUUUGGCUCAUCACACGUCGUAAUUUCACAGAGUUUUGUGUUCAUUAUUAAACGUUGCCUCCUCACUGCUCAGCUUCACGUUGAGCCAUCCAGCUUUAAAUGGUAUGUAUGUUUUAUCUCCAACACAUUAGAGCACAUUUGGGUUGAUUUUGCACUUGGUGGACCAAUAAAUUAAAGCCCAAGUAA